UUAUCUGUCUCACUACUAUUUAAACCACACAAGAGUCCUCUAAAAACUUAAUAAGAAGAGAGACAUCAAAAUGUUUCCAUAUUUUCACAUUCUUCUUCUUCUUGUUGUUCUGAGUUUUAAUGGAAUAUUUGGAAGAGGUAAAAUUAUUAUUAGCAAAGAAGCUUUGGCUGAACAAGAAGCAGAUCGAGUUAUCAAGUUACCCGGUCAGCCAACGGUGAGUUUCAAGCAAUAUGCUGGAUAUGUUACUGUCAAUGAGACUCAUGGAAGAGCACUCUUCUACUGGUUCUUUGAAGCUACUACCACUCCUGAGAAGAAACCACUUCUUUUAUGGCUCAAUGGUGGCCCAGGAUGCUCGUCAAUUGGCUACGGUGAAGCAGAGGAGCUAGGGCCUUUCUUGACACAGAAAAAUAAGCCAGAGCUCAAGUUCAAUAAUUUCACUUGGAAUAAAGCGGCAAACUUAUUGUUCUUGGAAUCCCCUGUUGGUGUUGGAUUUUCAUACACAAACACCUCCACUGAUAUCAAAAAGCUUGGAGACACUAUUACAGCCCAAGAUUCAUAUAACUUUUUGGUCAAUUGGUUUCGAAGAUUUCCACAAUUCAAGUCCCAUAAAUUCUACAUUGCUGGUGAAAGUUACGCUGGGCACUAUGUUCCUCAGCUAGCAGAGCAAAUCUUUGACAACAAUAAAAAGGUCAAAAAAGCGGACCACAUAAAUUUCAAAGGAUUCAUGAUAGGGAAUGCAUUGAUGGACGAUGAGACAGACCAAAAGGGAAUGAUAGAUUAUGCAUGGGAUCAUGCAGUGAUAUCAGAUCAUUUGUACGAUUCCAUUAAGAGAGCUUGCAAUUUCAGCUCGGAACAUCUAGGAGGGGAGUGCAACAACCUUCUUAGUCGGUACUUUGCUGUUUACCGUAUUGUAGACAUGUAUAGCCUUUACGCCCCCAAAUGCGUUCACAGCAGCAGCAGCAGCAGCAGCACCAGACCCCUUCCAACAAUCAAUGGAGCUGCCCCCAAGUCCUUCUCCAGAAUUGAAGGAUGGCACCAAAGACCAACAGGGUACGAUCCAUGUUUGUCCGAUUACACAGAAACUUAUAUGAAUAGACAAGAUGUUCAAGCUGCACUACAUGCAAAUAUCACUAAAAUUCCUUAUCCAUGGACUCAUUGCAGCAAUAAUAUAUCAUUUUGGAAUGAUGCACCAUCUUCCAUGCUCCCUACCAUCAAGAAACUAAUCGAUGGUGGUCUGCGCGUUUGGGUGUACAGUGGAGAUACCGAUGGUAGAAUCUCAGUCACUUCUACAAGAUUAACUUUGAGAAAACUUGGAUUGAAGAUCACUGAAGAUUGGACUCCUUGGUACACUAACAAUAAGCAGGUUGGUGGAUGGACAGUUGCCUAUGAUGGACUACUCUUUGUGACUGUAAGAGGAGCUGGUCAUCAAGUCCCAACAUUCAAGCCAAAGCAAGCUCUACAGCUAGUUAGACAUUUCUUGUCCAAUAAGAAGCUGCCAUCUGCCCCAUUUUAGCCUUUUCUUUAACCCUUUCUGCCCUUUUAGUGUUAAUCCUGAGGGUAGCUUAUUGUCUUUAUAUUUUUUAAUCUCAUUUUUUUUUUUUUUUUCAGUUUUUACUUUUGCUCUCGUCAUACCAAUUCCCCCAGAAAAGAAAAAGAUCGUCAAUUUUAGAUUAAAUAUUCCAAUGUAAGGAAGUAAUGGAAAAGAAUAAGAAAAGUAUGAAAGAUUUCUCUCUCUA
Molecule: messenger RNA, 1736 nt
Organism: Lycium barbarum (goji berry)
Lineage: Eukaryota; Viridiplantae; Streptophyta; Magnoliopsida; Solanales; Solanaceae
Product: serine carboxypeptidase-like 34
Exons: 10
Coding region: 71-1513 (480 amino acids)
Biological process (GO): proteolysis
Cellular component (GO): vacuole
Molecular function (GO): serine-type carboxypeptidase activity
Source: RefSeq, a predicted model, not a curated record